This is a messenger RNA of Talaromyces stipitatus ATCC 10500, 546 nucleotides long. RefSeq lists its product as uncharacterized. The transcript is spliced from 2 exons. The record is from RefSeq and is a predicted model, not a curated record. Bases 1 to 546 code for a protein of 181 amino acids. Lineage: Eukaryota; Fungi; Ascomycota; Eurotiomycetes; Eurotiales; Trichocomaceae.
AUGACCAACCUAUCAACGCCAAUCCGCCGCGUCCUCACCGCAAGUGACCCCAAAGGAAACGGCUACUUCGCCUCCGACGACCUUCUUACACCUUACGAUCCCACAACAGCGCCCGAAUUCUCCCUUCCAACUGAAAAAUCCGCAUUCGGCGUAAUCCAACUCCAUCGCACACGCGGUUUCCCCGCGGACAAUCAACGUCCAACCCUUGUACCCCUCGCAGACACAAAAGGUCCCUCAGCACGAAUUAUCGAUCUACCUCCCCACCAGGAAGGAGGAUGGAUGCAUCGCACGCUCAGUCUGGAUUAUUGCGUUGUCCUCAGUGGCUCUGUUACAUUUAUUACUGAUGGCGGGGAAGAGAAGACGCUCAAGGAACAUGAUGUUAUCGUCACCAGGGGUGUGAAUCAUGCUUGGGUGAACCGGGGCGAGACAGUGGCUAGAGUCUUUGCGGUUGUUGUACCGGCUUUGCCGAUUAUCACGGAGGAUAGGGUGCAGUUGGAUAAGACUCCUGCGGGGGAGAUUUUUGAUCCGGAGGAGGAGGAUGAUUGA